Cokeromyces recurvatus is the source of this 616-nucleotide messenger RNA. RefSeq lists its product as uncharacterized. The record is from RefSeq and is a predicted model, not a curated record. Lineage: Eukaryota; Fungi; Mucoromycota; Mucoromycetes; Mucorales; Mucoraceae. The transcript has 4 exons. Bases 187 to 594 code for a protein of 135 amino acids.
AAAAAAAAAAAAAAAAAAAAAAAAAAAAAAGUUGCUCUGCCCAAAGCCUCGUAAACGAAAGGUACAACAAGUAAUUGCCAUGAAUUCUGCUUGGAAAAACAACAUGUUAUCGAAUGCGGCUAUUCUAUUAAAUGUAACCCUCAUUUACCAGAAGAAUGGUCUUUCCAUGUUGAUACCAGCAAUGAAAUGCUAGCAACACCAUUACAGACCUGCAGAAAAUAUGCUAGCAGUGUUUUAGUUGCUAUAAAAACUAAUGACUUGGAUGUGGUUGAGAAGAGCGUCUUGGAUUGUAAGGAAGUAGCAGACAAGACAGAAAAUGAAGAGAACUUCAUUUUUACAAAACAAUUUUUCAAGUUAUGUUUAUGGCUCUACAGAAAACCAAAUUUGUAUCAGCAGCUUUCAUCCUGUGGAACAGGCUUCAAUCACGCUUUUGUGUGGCCAGUUAUUCAAUUUGCUAUGAAAAAUAUCAAGCAAUAUAACUUGAAGUUUAUGCCUGCUGGGUAUUGCUUGAAGGCAUCAAAAGAGCUAUAUCAAGAGGAAGGACAAAGGGUCGGGUUCGGUCAAAGGCAUUUGCAAUCGUCGAUGCAUAUGUAGGCAUCAUAUAGCAUGGGAUCUU